Aspergillus homomorphus CBS 101889 is the source of this 531-nucleotide messenger RNA. RefSeq lists its product as uncharacterized. Lineage: Eukaryota; Fungi; Ascomycota; Eurotiomycetes; Eurotiales; Aspergillaceae. The record is from RefSeq and is a predicted model, not a curated record. The transcript has a single exon. The coding region runs from base 211 to 432 and encodes 73 amino acids.
UCUCGACCUCGUUACCCACCUCAUUCGAAGACAUUGUAAGCUGAUCUCGCACGUCGCCCGCAUGUCUCGCCAACUUGACCUUUAGGGAAAUCGGCUUAACGGAUUUACUUACCUUACUCCAAAGCCACCAGUUACCCAAGAACUCAGACCCCUCUCCGCACGCCCGUAAACAAAGCAAUCAAAGUAAACGUCCCCGCCAACUUCAACACCAUGGCCAAAGAGACAUCUCUCCCUCAUCGCCUCGUCGUUAUUUGUUUGCUGCUCGUCUAUCUACUAAUUUGUCGUUCUGGCCAACGCCGCGAUCGGCCCCGCAUGAGCCAUCUCCGCAAUGGCUCCAUCCGUUAUCGCUCCAGACCUUACUCUACUUACUGCACACUUACUAGACUAGUAUACACCAAGACCAUACCUCAUCUACUCGAUCCAUCAAGUUAGGUAAGUGAGUGACACGAAGCCCAAGCCUUGGCCUUGGCUUUUCCCCUCGCUCCUCCAUCGCAAGAAACCAACCCGACCGAGACCGGGGUGGUACCCGAC